This is a messenger RNA of Clupea harengus (Atlantic herring), 3179 nucleotides long. RefSeq names its product acyl-CoA synthetase long chain family member 2 (gene acsl2). Gene Ontology annotation, biological process: long-chain fatty acid metabolic process. Gene Ontology annotation, molecular function: long-chain fatty acid-CoA ligase activity. Gene Ontology annotation, cellular component: endoplasmic reticulum; membrane. Lineage: Eukaryota; Metazoa; Chordata; Actinopteri; Clupeiformes; Clupeidae. The record is from RefSeq and is a predicted model, not a curated record.
CGGAGCCAUGCCUCCUUCGAGAGGCGGGGGGAAUAAGGGCGGCGUUAAGGGGGUACACUGUGGCAUUACAAGCCGGGUGGGAUUUUUUUCUGAAGUUUAGGAGGAGAGCAAAGUUUGGGAAGACGGGUGACCUAGAUUUUACUCAGCCAUGCAUAUUCAGGAGUGGUUGCGCUCCCUCCGCUCUGGUGGGGGUGAGCAGUUGGAGGUGGAGGACCUGCGGAGUCUGCUGCCAUCCCUGCCGUCUCUCUCCUCCCUCUCUAGUCUGCUGGGGCUGGGUGCCCUGGCCUCCCUCACAGCCUACUGGCUUGCGACCCGCCCGCGAGCUAUUCGCCCGCCCGUCGACCUCCAGUCUCAAUCCAUAGCUGUACAGGGAGACCCCAGCUGCAGACGUUCUGCCCUACUUCCAGAUGACAACCUGUUGGACUUUUACUUCGAGGACACAAAGACAGCCUAUGACAUGUUCCAAAGGGGACUCAGAAUAGCAGGGGAUGGACCUUGCCUCGGCUACAGGAAACCUGGGCAGCCAUAUGAGUGGAUCUCUUAUACUGAGGUGGCAGAGCGGGCGCAGGUGCUGGGCUCGGGGCUGCUGGCCAAAGGCUGCCAGCCCAACCCGAAGCAGUUUGUGGGCAUCUUUGCACAGAACAGACCUGAGUGGGUUAUUGCAGAGAUGGCAUGCUACACCUACUCCAUGGCAGUGGUGCCACUGUAUGACACUCUGGGAGUGGAGGCGAUGGUGCACAUUCUUGAUUUAGCUGAGAUCAGCCUGGUGUUGUGUGACAAAGAGGAGAAGGCGAUGGCCCUGUUGACCAAUAAGGAGAAGGGUCUGACUCCCAAACUCUCCUGCCUGGUGCUCUUUAAUGAUUACAGCGACGCCCUGGUGGAGAGGGCACAGAAUAACGGCGUGGAGAUCUUACCACUGGAGCAGCUCAUGAAUUUAGGACGACAGAAUCUUCAAGCUCCAAUGCCUCCCCAACCCCAGGACCUGGCUGUGGUUUGUUUCACCAGCGGCACCACAGGAAAGCCUAAGGGAGCCAUGAUCACACAUGGCAAUAUAGCCUCCAAUACGUCCUCAGUCAUCAAGAUCCUGGAGGGCUACUUUGUGAUUCGUCAAGAGGAUGUGUCAAUCUCCUACCUGCCCCUGGCUCAUAUGUUCGAGCGCAUGAUUCAGGUGUCCAUGUUCUGUCACGGAGCGCGGGUGGGCUUCUAUCAGGGGGACAUCUCUCUGCUCAUGGACGACAUCAAGACCCUCCGGCCCACCUUCUUCCCCGUGGUGCCCCGCCUCCUCAACCGCAUCUACGACAAGAUCAUGGGCGCGGUGACGUCCCCCUUCAGACGUGCCAUCCUGCAUUACGCAGUGAGGAGGAAGCAAGCGGAGCUCAGCAGUGGAGUGGUUCGCAACAACAGCCUGUGGGACCGCCUGGUGUUCAACAAGAUCCAGGCUGGUCUGGGGGGUAAUUUGCGAUUCAUCCUGACAGCGUCAGCUCCCAUCUCCCCUACAGUUCUGACAUUCCUGAGAGCAGCCCUUGGCUGUUUGAUCUUCGAGGGCUAUGGGCAGACUGAGUGCACAGCUGGCUGCACCUUCUCCAUGCCUGGGGACUGGAGCGCUGGCCAUGUUGGAGCACCUUUGCCCUGUGCUAUGGUGAAGCUGACGGACAUACCAGAGAUGAAUUAUUUGGCCAAGAAUGGAGAAGGAGAGAUCUGUAUUCGGGGUCACAGUGUGUUCCGCGGAUACCUGAAAGACGAGGAGAAGACGGCUGAGGCUUUGGACAGUGAUGGCUGGCUCCACAGCGGAGAUGUGGGACAGUGGCUGCCUAAUGGGACUCUACGCAUCAUUGACAGGAAGAAGCACAUCUUUAAGUUGUCCCAGGGCGAGUACAUAGCCCCCGAGAAGAUCGAGAACAUCUACUCACGCUGUUCCCCGGUACUACAGGUGUUUGUACAUGGAGACAGCUUACAGUCUCACCUGGUAGGACUCGUGGUGCCAGACCCGGAGGUGUUCACAGACUGGGCCAAAGAGAGGGGCAUUGUGGGCUCAUACGAGGAGCUGUGUCAGAAUCCAGAUGUGAAAAAGGCCGUGUUGGAGGACAUGACGGCAGUAGGGAAGGAGGCAGGACUAAAGUCCUUUGAGCAGGUGAAGGACCUAUGCCUGCACCCGGAGCAGUUCAGUGUGAGUAACGGCCUGCUCACUCCCACCAUGAAGAGCCGCCGUGUCGACCUGCGCAAAGCCUUCCAAGAACAGAUCACCCUCAUGUACGGCAAAACGACUGCUUAGAGGCCCCUGAACUAGACAAACUAGCUCACAAACAAACACACACAAAUGACCUAGGUGGUUUCAUGUUGUUAAACACAGCGAGCCUCUGUUUUGGUGCCUAGGGUGUUUUUGCACCCUCAUCUGGCCUGAGCGUUUGUGUUUAUCUUGUUAGCAUUUUUAGCAAAUCACAGUUGUAGACUUCCUGCCACACUCGAACACUGAGUUCUGAAAGCACACACACACCCAAAUCCAGCUCUCAAAGAAUGUUGCUUAAGGUACCCAGGGGAACCAGACCACCAGUGGACGUGCUGUUCUUGCCCUGUUCUGAUUAUAGCAUACCUCACUCACAUAACUAGAGCACAAACACACAGGCAGGGGCCUUUCUUAGCCGAGCAAGAGAAUGGGUUGCUCACAUCCACUUCUGUUUAGAAUGUAGUGUGUGUGUGUGUGUGUGUAUAUAUAUGAUUUAGAGGUUCCCAGGCAAAGGAUUCUGGGAGUGGACUUAAAGGGAAUGGCCCCCUUGCGUAUCCGUCCCCCUCUUUAGGUAGAGCGCAAAGCCAGUCCACAGCAACUUAAAGGGAUCUGCAUUGUGGCCCUUUACUUUAGCUCUAGCGUUUAGCUUUAUUCCGGUCCCACGAAAAAACACAUUGCUCUUUUAAAACAUGUCAUUGAAGUGUCAAGCAUCUUAAACCAGUUCCCUGCUACUUGUUGCGUUGUGCGAGAGGGAGUUUCUCAUGAGUGCGGACCCGACGUAAUUUAUGCAGCUUGUGUAAUAUACCGUGAGCCUGUAAAUGAUAACGUGCAUUGUUGUAAAUAUCGAAUAUAGGAGGAGAAAUAAAUGACUUGACUAAUGGCCAAUCAUAUAGAGGACUACAGGAUAAUUGUUGGAUUUCUUACAAGGAAUAAAAACACUGUUACAGCAUGGAAA